GAGGACCCCGGGGCCACUGGCGCUUGCCGCGGCCCGCUCCUUCCGGCUCCAGCCUGUUAUACUUAGGUCUCGUGUGCCGAUAUUCCCAGAGCCGUCGCGGGGAGGACCAUGUUGCUUCCGAACAUCUUGCUCACCGGUACACCAGGGGUUGGAAAAACCACGCUGGGCAAAGAACUUGCAUCAAGAUCAGGACUGAAAUACAUUAAUGUGGGUGAUUUAGCUCGAGAAGGGCAGUUAUAUGAUGGCUAUGAUGAAGAGUAUGAUUGUCCCAUUUUAGAUGAAGAUAGAGUAGUUGAUGAGUUAGAAAACCAAAUGAGUGAAGGUGGAGUUAUUGUUGAUUACCAUGGUUGUGAUUUCUUCCCUGAACGCUGGUUUCACAUAGUUUUUGUGCUGAAAACAGAUAACAGUAUAUUGUACAAAAGACUUGAAACAAGGGGUUAUAAUGAGAAGAAAUUAAAAGAUAAUAUUCAGUGUGAAAUUUUUCAAGUUCUUCAUGAAGAAGCAUUAGCAUCCUACAAGGAAGAAAUAGUUCAUCAGCUGCCCAGCAAUACACCAGAAGAGCUAGAGGAUAAUAUCAAUCAGAUACUGAAAUGGAUUGAGCAAUGGAUCAAAGAUCAUAGCUCUUAAUUUUCACGACUGGCCACCUUAUAAUCACUGUUGAUAUUUCUCUGCCUACAUCAUAUAAAUUGUCCAAUUAUCAGUAAAACUUUUUUUUAAAUUAAAAUUGUGCUGUAGAACUAGUAGGUGGAUAGUAUAAAGAUUUGUGUUUGGGUUUUUCAUCCACGAGAAUGCUAAACCAUCUCAAGUAUAAUGAAUAUAAUAUUAUUAAAGAUUAAGAAUAAAUACUCAUCAUUUAGUGCUUCAAUUGCUAAAGAAUAAGUAAAUCUGACCAAGUGGGUAGAUGGAUAUCUUUUAAGUUUAUGAUAGAAGAAAAUGAAGAUGAUCACUUAAAAUAAAACUAAAG
This is a messenger RNA of Rhinolophus ferrumequinum (greater horseshoe bat), 964 nucleotides long. RefSeq names its product adenylate kinase 6 (gene AK6). Gene Ontology annotation, cellular component: cytoplasm; nucleus. Bases 109 to 627 code for a protein of 172 amino acids. Lineage: Eukaryota; Metazoa; Chordata; Mammalia; Chiroptera; Rhinolophidae. Gene Ontology annotation, molecular function: ATP hydrolysis activity; ATP binding; AMP kinase activity. The transcript is spliced from 5 exons. The record is from RefSeq and is a predicted model, not a curated record.